This is a messenger RNA of Dromiciops gliroides (monito del monte), 4733 nucleotides long. It is a transcript of the gene TSC22D1, whose product is annotated as TSC22 domain family member 1. NCBI's taxonomy places the organism in Eukaryota, Metazoa, Chordata, Mammalia, Microbiotheria, Microbiotheriidae. The transcript has 3 exons. The record is from RefSeq and is a predicted model, not a curated record. The coding region runs from base 144 to 3176 and encodes 1010 amino acids. Gene Ontology annotation, biological process: regulation of transcription by RNA polymerase II.
CACUCUUGCCUUGCCCACCCUCCUUCAUCCUCCCUGGCUGAGCGCUCCAGGCCCCGGCGGCGGGCGGAGGAGGAGCAGGGACCGUGCCUCCGGCUCCUGCGCUGUGAACACAAAGAUCCCUGGGCGUGCGGGGUGCAGACACAAUGCACCAGCCGCCCGAGGCCACGGCCGCCGCCGCCGCCGCCGCAGACCUCGGGGCUCGGAAGAUGGCGCACCCGGCCGCGGCGGUCCCUCGGAGGGGCAGCAGCAGCAGUAGCGGCGGCGGUGGCGGCAGCGGGGCCGCGCUCAGCGCCGCGGGCCCCGGCGUGGGCAGCCACGCCGCCUCGGCCGAGGACUACGCGCCUCCCGCGCCGCUGCCCGGGGCGGCGGCUGGGGGACCGGCGCCGCCGCCGCCCCCGCAGAGCCUCCACCUCCUCUCGCAGGCCCCGCAGCUCCCCGCGGCGCCCGGCGGGGCGCAGAUGAAGAAGAAGAGCGGCUUCCAGAUCACGAGCGUCACGCCGGCCCAGAUCUCGGCCAGCAUCAGCUCCAACAACAGCAUAGCCGAGGACACGGAGAGCUACGAUGACUUGGACGAGUCGCACACGGAGGACCUCUCUUCCUCCGAGAUCCUGGACGUUUCCCUUUCCAGGGCCACCGACUUGGGGGAACCGGAACGCAGCUCCUCCGAGGAGACUUUGAACAACUUCCAGGAAGCUGAGACACCUGGGGCGGUCUCUCCCAACCAGCCCCACCUUCCUCAGCAUCAUUUACCUCACCAUCCACCCCAGAAUGUCGUGAUCAAUGGCAGUGUUCAUCCACACCAUCUCCAUCACCACCACCACCACCACGGGCACCACCUUCACCAUGGGCACCACCAUCCAUCCCAUGCUGGUGUCAGCACAGCUGUUCCUGGAGGGCCACCCCCAAGUCCGGUAGCUAGAAAACUCUCCACAGCUGGAAGCUCAGACAGCGUUUUACCAGCUGCACCAGCUUCUGCUGUAUCAUCCACUGGCACACCUGCAUCUCUAAUGACUAAUGUCCGCAAUACAAGUACUCCUGGCAGUAUAGGUAUAAGUUCUGUUGCUGGCACUAGUACAAUAAAUAAUGUUACUGCAAUGGGUAGUGUUAAUCCUAACAUGACAAACAGCAUGCCUGGUAACGUUAACGUACCUUCAAGUAACAUUACGAGUACUGCUAGUGUAAAUGCUGUGCCUGGAGCUAGCGGCACUGUUAAUGUGAAUAUCCUCAGUGGCAUGGGCAACGGUACGAGUUCUUCGGUUAACAGUGUUCCUACACAAGCUGCAGGAAUGGCUGUGGGAUCUGUUUCAGCUCAGCAGCAACAACCGGCAGCUGGCACUUCCAGGUUUAGAGUUGUGAAGUUAGAUUCUAGUUCUGAACCCUUUAAAAAGGGUAGGUGGACUUGCACAGAAUUCUAUGAAAAAGAAAACCCCGUAGCAGUUACCGAAGGAGUAGCAGUAAACAAAGUGGUGGAGACGGUGAGACAAAACCCAGCUGAAGUGACUUCUGAAAGGGAGAGCACUAGUGGUAGUUCAGUUAGUAGCAAUGUGAGCACGUUGAGUCACUACACGGAGAGUGUGGGAAGUGGAGAGAUGGGGGCCCCUGCUGUGGCCCAGCAGCAGCAGCAGCAAGCCCUCCCAGCUGUGGCUCCUCAGCCCAUGGACUUUGGUAGCAGUUCUGGUGUGCAGAAUGUUUCAGCAGGUAGUCUACCACAGAGUAUUUCUCAGUCACAGAUCGCCCCGGUGCAGUUGCAUUCUCAAGAGCUGAACUAUACUCUGCAAAAGCAGGGAGGUCAGCCUCCUCUUCAGGCCACUGUGAGUGCUGCGACUGGCAUUCAGUCACCCCCAGUUAACCUCGUUGGUGUGCCACCGUCUCUAGGCCAGCAGCCUUCUGUUUCCAGCUUGGCUCAGCCCCAGUUGUCCUAUUCUCAGACGGCCCCUCUGGUGCAGACCCCUUUGCCAGUUGUAGCACCGCAGCAGUUACAGUAUGGACAGCAGCAACAAACCGUGGCUACACAGGUGGCCCCAGGCCAUGUUCAGUCAGUAAAUCAAAAUCCUGUCGCUGCAUCUAUACCAGAGUAUGUUCAGCAUCAACAAGUUCUCCAAACACCAGUGCCCCCUAUCCCACCAAAUUCUGCAGGAGUGGGAGCAGCCCCUGUGAUGCCUGUUGCUCAGCCACAAAGCAUUCAGCCUUCAGUGCAGUCCACCGCAGUCCAGGCACAACCUGCAGGGGCGCCAAGCCAGCCUGUUGGACAUGGCCAACCAGCAAUGCCUCCUGUAGCUGCUAGUGGUCAAGUUGUGAAUGUUGGUCAGCAAGUGAACAUCCCGGCUGUGGUGCAGCAGCCAGCCACUGUAACCCAGGUGACGCCUCCACCUUCACAGGUGGUUCCACCUUCUCAACCUGGGAUCAUUCAGGGAAUUCAAGCCAGUGCUUCAAACCUUCCUCCACAGUUGGUCAUUGCACCUCAAAGUAACUUGGUAACUGUACAAUCCCAGGCCCAAGGAGCAGAAUCUGUAGCUCAAGGAAUAACAAAUCAGCAGUUGCCUCCAGUGAGUCCAUUACCUUCUGUCAGCAAUAUCCCUGCUGCAAAUCAAGUUGGUUCAGCUGUCCCUCCUGCAAUACCAGCUGCUCCCACAAACUUGGGUCCACCUCAGAAUAUAGCACAAACUUCAGCUAUACAAAAUGGGAAUUUGGUUCAGAGUGUUAGUCAGCCUCCCUUGAUAGCAACUAACGUAAAUUUGCCUGUGACACAGCAGAUCCCUCUAAGUUCUACUCAGUUCCCCACACAGUCACUAACUCAGUCCAUCGGAAGCCAGAGUGAAGAAGUCAGGCAUCCUGUGGAGCAUGCAGUAGUAGGCGUACCUCAGACUGUCACUGGGGAAAGCAGCGGGGGCCUGGCCUCGGUCUCUGAUGGGAGUGGAGGUGCCAUUGCCGCUUCAUCUUCCCUCUUCCCGUUGAAGGUGCUGCCAUUGACCACACCCCUCGUUGAUGGCGAGGAGGAGAGUGCUUCUCCCCUACCAGAGGUGCAAGGAAUGAUCCUAGAACCACAGAUACAGCCAAGACCACGGAGAGCUUUUGACGUCAGGGGUCCACUUUCUCCACUGAACCAUUGGAGGCAGAAUAUCCAGCUUCUGGAGAGAGUGGGAAAGAAUAAUAAACAAAUUUCUUUCAACUGGUAAACAUCAUACUACUUCAGCAAAAGGAAUUUCUCUAGCAGAGUCUUCAUGGAUGAUGUCUGUCACAUAUGCCAACACCAGCAGUUUGGAAGGCAGUGGUGAAUGGACCAGUGUAAGAUAUCUAGAAGACACAAGGAUGAGAGAAUCACCUGUUCUUUCCAUUAAAAACUUUAAAAUUUGCUUUCUGGCUUUAUAUGAUGACCUGUUGGUGCUGGAAAUGGAAAGGCUUUUACAUAAUGAACUAAUCAUAUGUUUACGUGACCAUGAAAAUAAUUCUUUUCAUUCAGAAGACUGAGCUGCAGGAAGUUCCAAACACUAUUCUUUUUAAAAGCUGUUCUAGAGAAGUCUGCACCCUUUGCCUUUAGCACUAUAACAGCACAUUUUUCUGCAGUGGUAUAGGGAGUCUAAAAUGGAUGGCCAAAUUGAGAUAUUCUUAAGACAAUUGCUUACUUGUCUCAUGUUUUAAAGGAAUUAGGAAGAUAAAGGAGAGAGUUAAAUUUUCUAGCUAUACCUUAUUUAUAUUUGCUAUAGAGAACUAUUGUGAUCUGAAAUCCUAAAUAUUUCCAAUCUUGGGCCUUACUUACCACCAUCACAUUCAUCAAAUCUAUCUACAAAAAUGCCAGUUUAGUAGAAGAGGCUGCGUUGUGAGUAUAUUCUUAAUCCAACUUGGUCUGUCUUCUAAUGUGGUAUAUAUACCAUGUUUAACUUGAGGUAUUAUGCUGCAAGAAGACAGGCCUGAAGGGGAUAUACACUUCAAUUUCAAAAAAGCCCAAAGGCAACUUUUAAAAAGUAUGUAAUGGAGAUUUGUUAAAAUUAGUAAGUGCUUAUUUGGAUGUUGAGAUAUGACUCUGACAUAUUUGAUUAAAGUGCACUUAAGUAGACAUACAUGCAGUUUUGCACAUUUUAAACAUCGAAAAUGUCAUUCCAGAGUUAUUAAAAUUAAUAUGGAAGAUUUUGCUGCUGGUUCCCACCCCUUCUCCCUUGCCCCAAAAUCCCUUAAAUUUUUAUAAUAAAGAAAUUAUUAUACAUGUAAUUCCUUAAUAGAGGAAUAUGUGUAAAAGACAAUUAGCUUUGAACAAAAAUAUUGCUGAAGGGGUUUGAAUUCCCAUAAAGUGUACUAUUUCAAUUCACAAUUUUUUUCCUAAAUACAUACUAAAAUGAUUCAAUAGUACUCAAGAAUUUUAUAAAAAUAAAAAUUUAAAUGUUGGAACUAAUACAUAUUUCUUUAAAAUCAAAUUAAACUCAAUAAACCAUGAUUGAUAAAAGCGAAAACCAACUCAGUUUGAGACUUACUAGAUUUUUAUUGUUGGUUAUUGCAGUUUUGGAGAUGAUAAGUAAUUUAGUCUCCUAAUUUUUUGCAUUAAAUCCCAGUAAUUCCUUAAGGUUUAUUUUUUUUUAAGUGCCUAACUCUAUAGCUAGUGCUUAUAAAAGAUGUUUUUAAAAAUUUAACUUGUAUUCUUAUGUGAAUUUAUUUAAAUUCUAUUUUGUUUACCUAAACAUAACAUUUUAAAUAUCUGGUGUCAGUAAGACAAUAGAUUGUAUAUAGUACUAUAUUUUUCA